AUGGCUGUCACCAUUGAAUCACUUCCCGGUAAAGUGUACGAGCACCUUGCCAAUGCCCUCGAGCCACGUGAUAUGGUGAUGCUGGCUUCAACUUCCAAGACGCUCUAUCGGUCAUUGUUCAACGAUCAGAUCUGGAAGACCAAAACAGCUCAUGACUUUGGCGAUCUAUUCAACAUUUAUAACCUGAUCACUGUCGGUGCCGGUUUAGAACUUGCGCCUGAUCUUGCACCCAAGUUUGGUCAAGAACCUAGCGAUUGGCGUGCCUACUAUAUCCAGAAACACGGCUCCAUUGAUGAUGCGGAUACGGAUGCGUUGGUGUCGCAAGCUGAAAAGGAAUACACAGAAGCACAAACAUACUUGAAGACCUUUCAAAAGGAUGGCAAUGUUGUGGUAUUGGGUCGAGUGGCAUCAAAGAUGAUUUGGAUUCUUGAUGUUUUCCCCACUCAUGCUGGAUGCUAUUAUGUCCUUGGCUUUAUUCUCUUUGUGUUGAAUCGAUUACAAGAUGCGCUUGUGCCUCUUCAAGUGGGUCGGCGAGUGGAUCCCAAUUUCGAACCCUUGGAAGAAUUGGAAGAGGAAAUCACGCGGAUAUUAAGUGGAUAUACCGGAAACCAUCAUGAAGCAUCUUUACUACAGAACGAUUCCUUAUCUCCGGAGCUGACGGAUGCAUUGUCAGAAAUAUUUGAUGCCUUCGACAAGGAUAAAGAUGGUGCUUUACGAGCAGAAGAGCUUGGGAAAUUCAUCUUGGAGACAAAUGGAUCUCGACCACCACCACAAUUCCUUCGACAAAUGGGACAACGUUUUGGUUGUAAUGGACGAGGAUGGCUCACAAAGGCUGGCUUCUUGGCUUUCUAUUUGGAACAAACUCUCGAUGACCCUUCAGAAACCCGUAACGAUCUUGCUGUUCAUGGCUAUGACCCACAUUCAUUGAAGAAGCGCAUGGAAGAAUAG
This is a messenger RNA of Lichtheimia ornata, 948 nucleotides long. RefSeq lists its product as uncharacterized. Bases 1 to 948 code for a protein of 315 amino acids. Lineage: Eukaryota; Fungi; Mucoromycota; Mucoromycetes; Mucorales; Lichtheimiaceae. Gene Ontology annotation, molecular function: protein binding; calcium ion binding. The record is from RefSeq and is a predicted model, not a curated record. The transcript has 5 exons.